AGUAUUGCAUUAUUUAUAGUAUUUUAGGCAAAAACUUUAAAAUGUUAUCACCAAAAAUUAUAAAGCUUGAUGAAGUAGUUGUUAAUCGAAUAGCUGCUGGAGAGGUUAUCCAGAGACCAUCUAAUGCCAUCAAAGAAAUGAUUGAAAAUUGUCUAGAUGCCAAAUCAAAGUCUAUACAAGUAACUUUAAAAAAUGGUGGUUUAAAAUUUAUUCAAAUUCUUGAUGAUGGAUGUGGUAUACGAAAAGAAGAUAUGGGUAUUGUUUGUGAACGUUUCACUACUAGUAAACUAAGCUCUUUUGAUGAUUUAAAAUCUAUUAAUACUUAUGGAUUUCGUGGUGAAGCACUUGCAAGCAUUAGCCAUGUAGCUCAUUUAACAAUAACAUCAAGAACAGCUGAUUCACCUUGUGCAUAUAAAGCAGUAUAUGAGGAUGGCAAGAUUGUUGCACAACAAGGUGGUGAUGCUGUAGCUCGUCCUUGUGCAGGAAAUAAAGGUACACAAAUAGUUGUUGAAGAUUUAUUUUAUAAUGUGGAUGUUCGAAGAAAAGCUCUUAAAAAUCCAAGUGAAGAGUAUAAUAAAAUUGCUGACAUCAUAAGCAAAUAUGCUAUUCAUAAUCCAUCAGUGUCAUUUACACUAAAAAAAUUUGGGGAAAAUACUGCUGGCAUUCGAACUCAAGCAGACAUGCAAGUUAUUGAUAAUAUUAAAAAUAUAUAUGGUCCGACUAUAGCUCGGGAAUUGCUUCCAGUUACUCUUGAAAGUGUCUAUUAUGGUUUCAAAAUGAAUGGAUUUAUCUCUAAUGCAAACUACUCUAUGAAAAAAUGUAUUUUUUUGUUAUUUAUCAACCAUCGGUUGGUUGAAUGCAACAGCUUAAAAAAAGCCAUAGAAGCAGUAUACCAAAAUUAUCUCCCUAAAGAAAAGCAUCCUUUUUUAUAUAUGAGUUUAGAAUUAAAUCCGGCAAAUAUUGAUGUAAAUGUUCACCCUACUAAACAUGAAGUCAAGUUUUUGCAUGAAGAAGCUAUAAUCGAGGAAGUUCAAAAGUGCAUCGAAACAGAAUUACUUGGUGCAAAUAAUUCUCGACAUUAUUACACCCAAACAUUAUUACCUAAGCUGGUGGAUGCUGGGAUUGAGUUUCCAGUUUCAGAUAUUCUUGUAAAUAAAAACGAUGAAGUUAAAAAAAUAUAUGACAAUCAGUUGGUGAGAACAGAUUCCAGGGAAAGGAAAAUUGAUGCAUUUUUUACAACGUCAACUCAAAACCAGAGUAAUGAAUCAAUUACAUUUCAGUGUAACAGCAAAGACCCUGACAGAAUACCUGAUACAACUGAAAGAGUUUCGGAUAUAAAUUUGUUUACAAAAGAAAAUUUGCAAGAUUCAACAAAACGAAAGAGAAAGAUUUCUAAAGAUUUACCUGACCGAGAUAUAAAGCUGACAAGUAUUCAAAACUUAUGUAAAAUCAUUGAUGACAAUGAACAUUUAGGGUUAAAAAAUCUUCUUGAAGAUCAUAAAUUUGUUGGUUGUGUAAAACCAUCUUUGGCUCUUGUUCAACAUUUAACGAGACUUUAUUUAGUGAAUACAAGAAAAUUAAGCGAAGAAUUAUUUUACCAAAUUCUUAUUUUUCGAUUUGGUCGUUUUAAUUUCAUUGAGCUUUCUUCUCCUGCACCAAUCUAUGAUCUUGUUAUGUUAGCACUUGAUUCUCCGCAAAGUGGUUGGAAGGAAAGUGAUGGUUGCAAAACCGAACUAGCUCAAUAUGUAGUGGACUUAUUGUCAAGUAAAGCUGAAAUGCUAUUAGAUUACUUCUCAAUGGAGAUUAGUGAUAAAGGAGAGUUAAAAUGCUUGCCACUUCUAUUGGAUAAAUAUAUACCGAGUUGGAAUGGUCUUCCUAUGUUUUUGCUACGACUUGGAACUGAGGUCAAUUGGGAUACUGAGCAAGAAUGUUUUGAAACUUUUGCGCGAGAAUGCAGUCUCUUUUAUUCUUUUGGACAAGGUAGUUUUGAUGAAAGAGAAGACAAAAGUAGUAGUACUCAAAAUUGGAAGUGGGUUGUUGAACAUGUUUUAUAUACUGCAUUUCGAACAUCUCUUUUACCCACGAAAAAGUUUUCUGAAGAUGGAACUUUUCUCGAAGUUGCUAACUUACCAGAUCUGUAUAAAGUAUUUGAAAGGUGUUAAUGUUCAAUAAAAGUUCAAAAGCUGUCUAAUUAUAAUGGCGAAUUGAGCAUGAAUUAACCGGAAAAGAUAUAAGCGUUAUCUUUGGGAUUCAACUUGUAAUGAUUUUCUAAUAAGGAAAACUACGGAAUCAUUUUAAAAAUAUCAGAAAGGGAAGUUAAUGCGCAAGAUUUUACUUCACAGUUAAAUGUUUUACUGGCGAUAGAAAUAAUGUUUUACAUCUUUCAGAUAGUUCGGACGAAUAACAGGCAGGUUUUACUGGCAAUAUAAAUGAUGUUGUACGCCAUGCAGAUAGCUCUGGCAAAGAAAAGAUUUGUGAAAUAGACUAUGGUACUAACUGUGAUGAAAACAAUAAAUGAAUAUCAAAAUGUGACUGGUAAUUUGUUUGACGAUUAUCUGGGGUUGUAAUUACAGUUGAUGGUGCAAUCUUACUUAUAAAUGGCUUUGGACUAAAUAUGAUGUAUUGAUUAUUUUUAAUAAUUUGUUGAAGCUUCUUGUUGUUGUUGUUUAA
Messenger RNA from Hydra vulgaris (swiftwater hydra), 2670 nucleotides. Lineage: Eukaryota; Metazoa; Cnidaria; Hydrozoa; Anthoathecata; Hydridae. The record is from RefSeq and is a predicted model, not a curated record.